AAAAGGAACAGAAAGAAAUGAAAAAUAGUAAUGGUGGUGGCAGUUAGUGGUUGUGUUGUUGGAUUUUGAUUUAAUUUAAAUUUCUGAAGCAAAAUUGAUCAUCCAGUUUGAAAUCCCAAGAUGGGAAAACGCAAAAAUCAAGCUUUGAUUGACAGUGAUUCGAGCAAUGAUUCAACUAGCGAUUUGGACUCUGAAUUUUUGAAUUUGGCGAAGAAAAAGAACAGGAAGAAGAAAUCGCCAAGGUCUAACUCGGAUUCGGAAUACGAGGGCAAAUCUGACAGUGAUGAGGGUCGAAAUAACAAGAAACCCAAACGAGAUGAGUCCUCUGACUCCGAAUUUGAAAAGAAAGAGGAGGCGAAAAAUAACUCAGAGCCUGAGGAAGGUGAAGUCUCAGACUCUUCAAUAUCUGAUGAAGAAUAUAACGACGGGUAUGACGACCAACUUAUGGGCGAUGAAGAAGACAGAGCCCGCUUAGCCAGUUUAACUGAGAAAGAACGAGAAACGGAAAUUUUCAAAAGAAUCGAGCAACGAGAAUUGAUGAAAACGCGAUUUGAGAUUGAGAAAAAGUUGAGACAGGCGAAGAAAGCGGAAAGGGCACGGGAGAAACCUCACAAGCACAAAGACAAAGAGAAGAGCAGGGACCACAGUAAACUCCAAACCGAUUUCAGUUCAAUAGACCACAAGGAACGUAGCAAAGAGCGGAAGAAAAACAUUGAGGAAAAUCGCGGCAAAGUUGACAAACGUGUCAACGCCAUGGCCGAACUCAAAGCCAGAAGAGAAGACAAGCAAAAGCGGGAAGAAGCCGAAGAAAAACGCAAGGAAGAACAGAGGAAGAAGGAAGAGGAAGACGCUCUGCACACAAACAAGAGCAACGUAAAGUUAAAGGCGUCAGAUAUUUAUUCAGAUGACAGCGAAAGUGAAGGAGGUAAAAGUUCACCUCAGCCACCAAGACAAUCUGUGGGGUCUGUCAGAUCCCGCUCUUCGUCUAGUUCAAGUUCGAGUGAUAAUGAACAAGAAGAAGAGGAAAAACCCGCUUAUGUACCUACGAAACUUGACAUGAAUAAUAUUCGGUUGUCGAGACAUAAAUUAGAAAGAUUUGUACAUAUGCCGUUCUUUGAUCGUAUUGUUAAAGGAUGUUACGUAAAAAUCGGUAUUGGGCAACAUAAUAAUAUGCCUGUUUAUCGGGUGGCCGAAGUCACAAAUGUUUAUGAAACUGCCAAGAUUUACAAUUUGGGAAACACCAGAACAAACAAGGGAUUGCGUGUACGACACGGAAAUCAGGAGCGAGUUUUCCGCCUAGAAUUUGUAUCCAAUCAAGAAUUCACCGAGACUGAGUAUCACAAGUGGAUAGAGGCCAGCACAGCUGCUAGUAAUCCUUUACCCACAAAAGAACACAUUGAACAGAAACAAGCCGACAUAAAAGAAGCCUUAAAUUACGAAUUUAACGAACAGGAUAUUGAACGAAUUAUACGCGAAAAAGAGCGGUUCAAGCCAAACCCCCACAAUUAUGCAAUGCGCAAAACCCAACUAAUGAAAGAAAGAGACUCAGCCCUGGCUCGCGGGGCUGAAGAUUUGGCGAGAGAAUUAACCCAAAGGAUCUCUGAUUUGGAAGAAAGGGCGUCAGAGUUGGACAAAAUGAGAACAUCGACCAUUUCAAGUAUUUCAUACAUCAACGACCGGAACAGGAAACGCAACGUUGAAGAGGCCGAAAAGGCGAUUAUGGCCGAAGUUAAAGCAAACAAAGGCAAAAAGAUCGAUGACCCGUUCACAAGACGCUCGACAAAACCAAGAAUGAAUUUCAAGGCAGCUCCUGAAGAGAAAGCCGAAGUAGUGGUUGAGAAAAAGCCAGAGAAGGUUGCAGUGGAAGUGGAAAACCCGAAAGUAGCAGCGCAGCCGGCUCAAGUUACUCAGGACGAUCUCUUCUCAGCUCAUGACUUUGAUAUUAAAAUUGACUUAGAUGUUCCUUUACCAGUGGCUAGCGUAAACGUUACACCCAAAACAGUAACAAAGGACCUUGCUCCGAGACGAAGCUUGAACUUGCAAGACUACAAGAAGAAGAGAGGACUUAUAUAGUAUUUAUUAAUUUAUUAUAUUUUUAACAAAAUAAAUUUUAGACCUUAAAUGUUACACUUAAACAUUUUUUAUUGUUAAUUAAGUUUCAUUUUAUUUGGAAACGCGUUAUAAUUUUACAGUGAUUUUUAAGGAAUGAAUUAAUUCUGUACUUUUGUAGCCUGUUGUUAGAUCUGUUUGUGAUUACGAAUUGUUUCACAAAUUUGAAAUAAUAGACAAACAAGGAAUUUCAUUUAA
Tribolium castaneum (red flour beetle) is the source of this 2307-nucleotide messenger RNA. It is a transcript of the gene Rtf1, whose product is annotated as Rtf1. The record is from RefSeq and is a predicted model, not a curated record. The coding region runs from base 121 to 2073 and encodes 650 amino acids. Gene Ontology annotation, cellular component: Cdc73/Paf1 complex. Lineage: Eukaryota; Metazoa; Arthropoda; Insecta; Coleoptera; Tenebrionidae. Gene Ontology annotation, molecular function: RNA polymerase II C-terminal domain phosphoserine binding; DNA binding. The transcript is spliced from 8 exons.